GGAGGAAUCGAAACGAGCCCUGCCACGGGGCCUGCCUUUAGGAUAAGAGCGAACACUACGUCCGAGCUGACCGGCUUCUCUUGUGGCAGCUGGCCGGCGACGCCCGCUGUGACGGGCGUGUGAUGGCGGUUUUGCCCUCGAAGAAGGUAAGACUCGUCGCCGCGUUCCGUUCCGGGGCCUCGCCAGAGUGUCCCGACUCCCUGGGAGGCGGCAGGCUGCGGGCGCGCCACGUUCCACGUGUAGGUCUACAGCUGGGAUCCGCAUCAGAGCGCCCCCCCCCUCUCUGGCGUGGAGAGGAGGAGGAGGAGGAGGAGGAGGAGGAGGAGGAGGAGGAGGAGGAGGAGGAGGAGGAGCCCCCCCGAGCAGGGCCGCCUCGAGCAGGCCGUAGCCAAUCGUCCUGCCCGCGCGGUGCCUCUGGUUGUGCCUGGUAAGGCAUCAUCCGCUCGCCUCG
Messenger RNA from Prorocentrum cordatum, 451 nucleotides. Lineage: Eukaryota; Dinophyceae; Prorocentrales; Prorocentraceae. The record is from the annotation of a GenBank genome assembly.